ACACCUGCUGCAGUCUAGCCCUAACACUGAUUAAUUCUAAAUGAAUGGAUUCCCGUGUCUUCAGUUGGUAAGGGAAGUACAAAGUCAGGUGUGCCUCAUCGUCGGGUUUGUCUUUGUUAUGCUCACAUUGUCUGCAUAGUUUCUAUACUAGAUGACGGCACAAACUCGGAAUGAGGCAUGUUCUCAUGAAAACCUGACGCUGUGCUUCACACAGAUCAACAGAGAGACGGAGAAUACGAUUUCCUGCCGAGGACGAUAGCUCAGAGUCAGCACUCUGUGGUUUGGUUUAGCUUUUAUACUAAACUGUCUAUGUCACGCAAAGGCUUGCUUUAUAUUUAACUACGUUUCCUUGAACGUAUCGUUUUGUUCUUUAUUAUGAGUUCGUGUUAGCUGGAAAACUUUUACUAUAUGUCUGUUUUGUUUUGAUUUAUUGCGUAAUCAGGUUAUCGCAUCGAAUAUUAAAUACAGGAGCUACAAAAUGAAAUUCAACGGAUAUUUGAGGCUGCGUAUCGGGGAAGCGGUGGAUUUAAAACCAACAACUUAUUCAACCCGUCACACUUUAAAUAAGAAAUUCGUCCUGGAUCCUUAUAUCGUUGUUAAAGUUGAUAAUCUGAAAGUUGGACAGACCGAGACAAAAACGAAGACCAACAAACCGAACUUCGAUCAUGAAUUAUGCCCAUACAUCACAAAUGGCAAAGAGCUGGAACUGGCUGUUUUUCACAACACUUCUAUAGGAUACGACAAUUUUGUCGCCAAUUACAGAAUCCAGCUUGAGGAACUGAUAACGUCGUCAAACACAAGACAAACGUUUGAAGGAUGGGUGAAUCUGGAACCAGAGGGAAGUGUGUAUAUCUCCAUCACUCUCACCGGCUCCUUUACAGAUGAUGAAGCUGUGAAUGGACUGAGACCCCAUAAAAAGUUUACAAGAAAAAGGCAAAAAGCUUUGAAGAAAAGAAAGGUCCACCAAGUCUACGGACAUAAGUUUAUGGCAACCUUCCUUCCCCAGCCUACUUUCUGCUGCCAUUGCAAAAACUUCAUCUGGGGUGUUUUUGGAAAGCAAGGUUAUCAGUGUCAAGUGUGUGCGUGUGUGGUUCAUAAGAGGUGUCAUGAUUUGGUGGUCAGUGAGUGUACACGUAUGAAGAAAGAUUUAAAUGAGGGCCAAAGACAAGGCUUUAGCAUCAAUUUACCCCACCAGUUUGCAGAGCACAACUACAAAGUUCCCACAUACUGUAACCACUGCGGAUCUUUACUGUACGGCCUGAUAAAACAGGGUCUCCAAUGCAAGAGUUGCAAGAUGAACAUCCACAAACGCUGUGAACAGAAUGUUGCGCUUAACUGUGGGGUGAACAGUGCUGAACUGGCCAGUAAAUUGUCAGAGAUCGGAUUGCUCAACACGCUUUCCAAACGAAAGUCUCAGAGUUCUCUGCACAUGACCGGAACAAGCAGUCAUAGCUCUGUUAAAAGUGCACAGUCAUCAUUGGAGGAUCCAGAGGAAGAGACUGUUAAAGUUGGUCUGGAAGACUUCAGUUUCUUACAGGUGUUGGGAAAAGGCAGCUUUGGCAAGGUGAUGUUGGCUCGCCUAAAAAGUGACCACAGGGUGUUUGCUGUAAAAAUGCUGAAGAAGGAUGUCAUACUGCAAGAAGAUGAUGUGGAAGCAACCAUGAUUGAGAAGAGAGUACUGACUCUGGCCCACCAGCAUCCAUUUCUUACACAGCUCUACUACUGCUUUCAGACUGCGGAGCGGUUAUUCUUUGUCAUGGAGUUUGUGAAUGGUGGUGACCUCAUGUUCCACAUCCAGAAGUGCAGGCGUUUUGAUGAGCCACGUGCACGAUUUUAUGCUGCAGAGGUUGUUUCGGCCCUUAUGUUCCUUCACUCCAAAGGCAUCAUUUACAGGGACCUUAAACUGGACAACAUUCUCCUGGACAGAGAUGGCCACUGCAAACUGGCAGAUUUUGGCAUGUGCAAAGAGGAUAUACGUGAUGGAAGACUCACUAGUACCUUCUGUGGGACUCCCGAUUAUAUUGCACCUGAGAUCAUCCUGGAGGAGCUGUAUGGCGUAUCAGUGGACUGGUGGGCACUGGGUGUGCUGCUUUAUGAGAUGCUGUCGGGUCAUGCUCCAUUUGAAGCAGAGACUGAGGACGAGCUGUUUGAGUGCAUCCUUAAAGAUGAGAUCAUUUAUUCAUCCUGGCUCAGCAAUGAGGCAGAAGACAUCCUUAAAGGAUUACUCACCAGAGACCCGGCGUGUCGGUUGGGCUGCAUAGAUAGAGAUGGAGGAGAAGAGGCCAUCACUGCAAACCCGUUCUUCGCAGGACUUGACUGGGAGAGGCUGAACAGACGAGAGAUCAAACCACCUUACACACCUCGAAUUGACUCUAUUGAGGAUGUGAACAAUUUUGACCCUGACUUCACUCAAGAGGAACCUUGUCUUACACCCAUUGAGGACAGUCUUUUCCCUUUCCACCAGGAAGAUUUUAAAGACUUCACCUACACAGCUCCAGAGCUGCGACUUCACUAACAUCAGCUGUGUUUAUUUAUUUUUAAUAAAUAGAUUAAAUGUUACUUUCCCCACUUAACUCUUCUAGAAAACUUGUUGUGAUACACUGUUGACAAAGUGUUGCCAAGUCUGUCAAGAAUAUGGACAUAUUUCAACUAGAAGAAGGCAAUGAAAGAUUCUCCACAGGACAAUCCAAACCAAAGGAUUAUUCGUAAACGGAACGACGUGAAGAAAAUAAUGAUUUCCUGAAAUGAACUGAUGCUUUUUGAAUUGUUUUUUCUGAUUAAAUGUAUCUCACGUGUCAUUUUUAUACAUAUUAUUCAUUCUAUUGCCAGGUGUGUUGUUUUCCAGCUUUAGUAAGCAUGGAAAACAAAUUCAUGUAACUUGCAUUGAGCUGUUAGGUUAAGUUAUGUGAUGUGUUGUAAAGUAAUUCUAACUAAAGUCUAAAUUAUGAACUUGGAAAAUCCUUUUGUAACAGGCUGUAAGAGACAAUUUUGGCUUACCUAAAAUGCAUGUGACAGCACAUAUCACUUGUCCAGUUCAUUGAAUAAUGAAUCAGGGGACCUGUGGUGUGAGAUAGAAACAUGAAAUUUUCAUGAGAAAAACAAAAAAAACAUAUCCUUUACACCUCAAAGGACAAACAGAGCUGCGUCUUGUCACAUUUCGCUGUAGACUUGGAAAUCCUCCAUGAAUAAUUUAUUACCCUUGAUUCAUUUGUUGUUCUCACGAGCUUACCCUGCAUUCGAAACAGCCUUUAUACAAUGAUAAUACACCGUAUACUAUUGCUGCAUGCCAUUAAUGGGGUUAAGAUGCUUUUAUGAGCAUAAAAUAUUUAACUUCAGGUCAGUUCUACGCUGCCAACUCACUUCUAUUUUAGUAGGUAGCUUAUGCAACUGUAAUAAGACACUAUUCUUUUGAUUUGUCUAUGCUUGUAUGACAUAUCUGGAACUUUGAUUGUAGUGAUUAUUGUUUUCUAUUUAAACAUUCUCUUGUUUGACAAGGGACAUUACCCAAUAAGGGAUUUUACGCAUUUGGUUGUAACUGGAAACUCAGAGGCUGACACAUUUUUUUGGCAGACAAUAGCAGGUAAAUAAUGACAAAUGUGAUUUAGAGAUGGAAGAAUGGUCUGCUUGUUUAUUGUCACGUGAUUUAUUUUUGUUACUAGUUAAAUAUGGGACAAUUGCGUGUUUAGUACAAGUUAGGAUCAGUCGAUGGAAUUUGAGGCUUAAUACUAGUUGCCACAACAACAACAAAAAAAAACGUUCUACUCAUUUUCUUAAAAACCCUUUUUUAAAAUGUGUGUAUUAUUUCAGCUGAAAAGCUGUUCUUGUUAAUUUUACGAUCGUUUUAGUGUUUUUACGUUGCUUUCACGACAACAAAGUUGUA
Molecule: messenger RNA, 3880 nt
Organism: Labeo rohita (rohu)
Lineage: Eukaryota; Metazoa; Chordata; Actinopteri; Cypriniformes; Cyprinidae
Gene: prkchb
Product: protein kinase C, eta, b
Exons: 14
Coding region: 479-2515 (678 amino acids)
Biological process (GO): protein phosphorylation
Molecular function (GO): ATP binding; diacylglycerol-dependent serine/threonine kinase activity
Source: RefSeq, a predicted model, not a curated record